This is a messenger RNA of Capsicum annuum, 1327 nucleotides long. Its product is annotated as protein SOSEKI 5. The transcript is spliced from 4 exons. The coding region runs from base 293 to 1210 and encodes 305 amino acids. NCBI's taxonomy places the organism in Eukaryota, Viridiplantae, Streptophyta, Magnoliopsida, Solanales, Solanaceae. The record is from RefSeq and is a predicted model, not a curated record.
UACAAACAAAAACUUCCUUUCGAACACAGUUUACAACUUUUUCAUGUAUUAGUUAAGAGCAAUUUUCAAAGUCUCAAUCAAAAUAUUCUGAGUUGAAAUUCCAUUUCAAUUAAGAAUUUUUAUAGUUUCGGAGAAUUCAAUCUAGAACCCAAAACUUUUUUCACAACUAAAGCGUAAUUUUCAACAAUUCACUCAAAACGUGUUGAGUUGAAAUCCCAUCUCAAUUAAGAAUUCUUGUAAUUCCGGAGAAUCCAAUCUACAAGAGAACCAAAAACACGCUAAAAAGUGAUCAAUGGCAUUCACAACAAAUUCGAAUGGAAGAGUGAGCACCGAGGUUUUGAUCCCGAAGAAAUGGAAUCACAGAGAGACUUCUUCUCCUGAGAGAAACAUUAUUUGGAUAGAACCAAAACCUUAUAAUAAGGUAUUGAAAAGUGUUCAUGUUAUCUAUUAUCUCUCCAGAAAUGGCCAACUUGAGCAUCCUCAUUUCAUUGAAGUUCCUCUCUCUUCCUCCGACGAUGGACUCUAUCUUAAAGAUGUGAUAAACCGGUUGAAUUUUCUGAGAGGGAAAGGCAUGGGUUAUUUGUUCUCCUGGUCCUGCAAACGAAGCUACAAAAAUGGAUACGUGUGGCACGAUUUAUCGGAGAACGAUUUGAUUCAUCCAACGGACGGUCACAACUACAUUCUCAAAGGUUCAGAGCUUCUAGAAACUUCAAUGAGUUCCCGAUUUUGUGAGCUUUCCUUACAUGAAUCACAAAAAUCACCUUCCGAUUCUGAUGAAUAUCGCGAUUCUUCUUCUUCAAUUAGGCCGACGAGGACGAAGAGGAAUCAGUCGUGGAGUUCAUUCGAGAAUCCUCGACAUGAGCACAGGUUAAUUUGCAAGUGUCAGUCAGGUCGAGAAAUCACCGAAAAUCUUAUGAUGCAUGCGGCGACACAGACAGAGGAGAAGCGGAGGAAGGGAGGAAUCAUUGCGGAGCUGAGCAGAGAAGAAUUGUCUCCGGCACUGUCGAUGUCUAGCUCCGACGGAAAAGACGGUGCUGAUAGGUCGAAGGGAGUUAAUGUUGGAGAUCAAACGGCUGAGAAUGAGUUUAGUAGUGGAAGAAUGAGUGUUUCUCGAGUUAUGAUGCAGCUUAUCACUUGUGGAUCGUCUACUUCAGCUGAUUGCUCGAUGGCAAAAGGAAAAAGUAGUACCAAAAAUUAUUGGUUAAGUUAGCAUUUGAUUAUAAAUUGUCAAUUGUGUGUAUUAUUUUUUUUAUUUCUCAAAGUAGUAGAUUCAAAUAUUAUUGACGUUUGGACAUAAAUUGAGUGAUAUUUUUUUUAAAAAAGUACC